AGAAGUGGGAAGCAGGGGGAGAAGAGAAGAACCCAGAGCAGCAGCAGAGAAACAGCCUUCGAACUGUUGGCUCUUUGAACGCCGUGCACGCCCCUGUCACUUGCAGUGUGCACGUUUCGGUCACAUGGUGCUGGAGAAUGGGCUGAUUGUUCCUGCAGCGCUCGGCGCCUGGUUGAAACAACAAACAGCCUCCUGAGUCAGAGGGAACGGAUGAAUAUGGCCACAAAAAGAAGAUAAAGCAGACGACUAUGAGUCAACAGGGAACUGUGGGACGAGAGACACUGGCUUUCAAAUGAGAGAGAGAGAGACAGGAUGACAUGUGAGACAGCUCUCGGUACCCGUCUGUGUGUUUUGUGAGGACAAUGUCAAAAUGUCACAGCAGCUUCAGUCCAAUGAGUAGCUUCAAACAGUUUCAAAUUCAGAACCAGCAUCAGGGUACAGGUUUCAGUUUGAGGAUCAGGAUCAGGGUGCAGGCUUCAGGUUGAGGAUCAGGAUCAGGGUUCAGGUUGAGGAUCAGGAUCAGGGUAUAGGUUUCAGGUUGAGAAUUAGGAUCAGGGUUCAGGUUGAGGAUCAGGAUCAAGGUUCAGGGUUCAACUUUCAGGUUGAGCAUCAGGGUGCAGGCUUCAGGUUGAGGUUGAGGAUCAGGAUCAGGGUUCAGGUUGAGGAUCAGGAUCAGCAUACAGGUUUCACAUUGAGGAUGAGGAUCAGGGUUCAGGUUGAGGAUCAGGAUCAGGGUACAGGUUGAGGAUCAGGAUCAGCGUACAGGUUUCACAUUGAGGAUGAGGAUCAGGGUUCAGGUUGAGGUUGAGGAUCAGGAUCAGGGUACAGGUUGCAGAUUGAGGUUCAGGUUUCAGGGGGGAUCUGUUUGCUGACCGGUGCUGCUCAGUGUUUGUGAGCAGGAGUGUUUGUAAAGAAGUCAGUGACGUUCAGAUCAGUGUGAUGUUCAGAGUGUGACGUUCAGAUCAGUGUGACGUUCAGAUCAGUGUGACGUUCAGAUCAGUGUGACGUUCAGAUCAGUGUGAUGUUCAGAUCAGUGUGACGUUCAGAUCAGUGUGACGUGGGAUCACUUCAUGUUUCAUUCACUGUAGUUUGCUGGUUGCUGUGGGUGAUUGUCUGUGAGGAUGAGUUUCGGAAAAAGGAGCAGUGGUUUUCAGAUCACCAGUGUGGCUUCAGAUGUGAGCCAAUCUCAAGCUGGCCUCUUUACUCCCAGCCUGGUUCUGAACCUUCUCCAAUCAGACAGCUGUCUGCAGGGCAGCUCGUCUCAGCCAAACAGCCCCUCUCUGAAGAGGAAAUAUAGUUCCCAUGAUGCUCCAGGGUCAAGGUUUCGGGUCGUGAGAUUGGCAGUGGGGUCAGCUAGUGGUGGUGUGCGGGAUGAGUCUUAUCACCGUGGGCGAUGGAAAUGUUUGGACUUGAAAGAGCGGCAGGAAGGGACGGGGUUCAGACAGGUGAUGGACAGCAUGAGACACGCCCACUCACUGGAGUCCCUGGAGAUGAUUGGCUGCAACAGGCUGAAGGGCAGAGUCCUAUCUCAGGAAACUGCCCACCUUUCGGCUCAUCAAAAGAGUGGCCUGGAAGGGACGGGGCUUAUUCUGGACAGUGGUCCCCCUUCCCCAAACCACCAAGACCCUGUCCACGUCAGGGCCCUUGACUGUAUGGAGCCAAUGACAGCACAGGGUUUACAAGCCAACCCUCCUCCUCCGCCUCGUCCUCGACAUGCUCCGCCUCCUCUCUGCCUCGAUGUUGAUCCUGCAGGACGGUCUAUCCUCAGACUGUCUCGCUCCCAGGCCAGCUCCCCCUCUGCAGGACCACACCAUCCAACUGGAACACCCAUUCAGAUUCCUGCAGCAUUCAGUCUUGACCAAACCAUCUUCAGUCUACCAGGAGGCAACAGUGGUUCCUGUAACAGUCUGCUGUCCAUUGACACAAAGGUAGAACAGGCCAUGGACCUGGUGAAGAAUCACCUGAUGUUGGCUGUGAGGGAAGAGGUGGAGCUUCUGAGGGAGCGAAUCAGAGAGCUGCAAGAGAAGAACCAGGAACUGGAGAGAGAGAACCACAUCCUGAGAGCACUGACGCACAACAUGACAACACAACACAACAGGAGAGAGAGAACCACAUCCUGAGAGCACUGACGCACAACAUGACAACACAACACAACAGGAGAGAGAGAACCACAUCCUGAGAGCACUGACGCACAACAUGACAACACAACACAACAGGAGAGAGAGAACCACAUCCUGAGAGCACUGACGCACAACAUGACAACACAACACAACUGGAGAGAGAGAACCACAUCCUGAGAGCACUGACGCACAACAUGACAACACAACACAACAGGAGAGAGAGAACCACAUCCUGAGAGCACUGACGCACAACAUGACAAGACAACAGGGCAUGACACAACUUGUGUCACACAAUAUACCACUGACCCAACAUAAUACAACACAAAACUUAACAUACAACACAACACAUAAGA
Messenger RNA from Salarias fasciatus (jewelled blenny), 2473 nucleotides. RefSeq names its product TSC22 domain family protein 4-like. The coding region runs from base 1122 to 2120 and encodes 332 amino acids. The record is from RefSeq and is a predicted model, not a curated record. Gene Ontology annotation, biological process: regulation of transcription by RNA polymerase II. NCBI's taxonomy places the organism in Eukaryota, Metazoa, Chordata, Actinopteri, Blenniiformes, Blenniidae. The transcript is spliced from 5 exons.